Molecule: messenger RNA, 932 nt
Organism: Oenanthe melanoleuca
Lineage: Eukaryota; Metazoa; Chordata; Aves; Passeriformes; Muscicapidae
Product: E3 ubiquitin-protein ligase makorin-1-like
Exons: 5
Biological process (GO): protein polyubiquitination
Molecular function (GO): ubiquitin protein ligase activity; metal ion binding
Source: RefSeq, a predicted model, not a curated record
CGGAAGGAUCCGCUCCCGGAAGUUCCGGCGCUGCCGCCGCUGUGCGGGAUAAACAGUAAUGGCGGAGGCGGUGGCGGCGCUGGAGACAACGGCGGGCGCGGCCGCCGCGGCCCUGGGCUCACCCGCGGCGGCUGCGGGAGCGGCGGCCGUCGCCUUCGACUUCGCGGCCGUGCCGCCGCCCUCCGCGGGGCCGGGGGGAGGCGGUUGGACCAAACAGGUCACCUGCAGAUACUUCAUGCAUGGAGUCUGCAAGGAGGGAGACAACUGCCGCUACUCCCACGACCUCUCCAGCAGUCAGUCCACCAUGGUGUGCAGGUAUUACCAGCGAGGAUGCUGUGCUUAUGGAGAUCACUGCAGAUAUGAACAUACCAAGCCACUAAUACAGGAAGAAGUGACUGAUGUGAAUCCAGAGGCAGAAAUCUACCCAUCAGUGUCCUCAGAGUUUGCAUCGCUCCCUGAAACAGUUGAAGAAUUUAUUGCUGAGAUAGAAGAUGAAAAUACAGAUCUGGCAGCAGCAGGAGUGGGGGAUGAAGACUGGGUGAAUGCAGUGGAGUUUGUCCCUGGGCAGCCAUACUGUGGACGUGGCCCCCUCCAGGUCCUGGAAGGCUGCAGUAAGGUCACCCCAGAGCCUUCUCUUCUCCAGGCUGAACAACCCCCACUGUCUGAGCCUUUCCUCAUAGGGGAGGUGUUCCAUCCCUCCAACCAUCUUCAUGGCCCUCAACUAGCUGCUCCUUUCUGUGCUGAAGCACCCUUGCAGGAAAUGGUGAUUGAGGAAGAAUAUGAGAAGCAGCAGGCAGAUGUGGAGAUGAAGAAGGAGCUGUGCCCCUAUGCUGCAUUAGGAGAAUGUCGUUAUGGAGAAAAUUGCGUGUAUAUCCAUGGGGACGUGUGUGAUAUGUGUGGCCUGCAGGUCUUGCAUCCCAUUGAUGCUGCAC